AUGGAUUCCGAGGCCCCCGCUUUCCAGAUACCGCCUGUAUGGGCAAGCUGGAAAAAUUGGGAGUCAGUGGCUUUGAGUGUUUGGGAAAUACCAGCUGAGGUCAACACUUACGACUUGUGGGAUUGGUUCCAGGACAAAGGAACCAUUAUUUGUAUUGAUAUCUUCGAAACUCGGGAAGGCAAGGACAAAAGUCGAGGCAGAAUUCGCUUCAAACCUCCUCCUGCUACUGACUUCUGGAAUAAGGGGACAUACCCCGUCACGCUGAGGAGCGAUCGGUCAUACUCUUUCAAGCUCUCCGUUGAUCUCAAUUAUCAAAGCCCGGUAGUUCCAAGUCCAGUGCGUCAGGGAGUGUUAUGUCCAGCGGAAAUUGAGUUCGACCUUGCCAGUUUUGACAUUGGUGUUCUGUUGGGUGAGAGUUCUUUUGCUCCAUUGCAUGGUUUUAAGACUUUCGAUUCUAAGAAUUCGGAUUCUUUGAAGGCCGUCAUUGAUGUCAAGCAAAGAUCGAUGUUCAUAUACUUCAAGCUGGUAGUCAAGACGUCACAAAACCCCGCGGACAACGCCCAAGAAAAACCAUCUUUCUAUCGUGCCAGGCUGAAGUUUUUUGAUAUCUCUCGAAUUUGGGAGAUAUUUGAUCAAAUAACAAACAACCGCUCACUUGCCAUCGUGCUCAAAUCCCCGGCCCUAUUCUAUCGACAAGUAACAAAUUUCGAACCCACCUUCAAGUCGGAUAUUAGCUGGAGAAAUACCGACACCUGGUAUCGCCAGACUGCCAUAGUUCACCAUCCUCUGCGACAAGCCAAGCUUACUACUAACCUACGAAAGUCUGGUCAUAUUAUCGACCUCGGUAGAUGGAACGUGUUUCGGGUCACAUUCUCCGCAGAGGAUGUUAGUAAGGAAACCUCCACCGUCAUAAAGGAGAUAUUGAAAGACCACAAUAUUGUUGUUCAAGAUGGAAGCUCUCUCACUGAAAAUCAAAACUGCCCCCCGGCAGUCUGGGAUUGGAUUGAUUUCUCGGACUCUCCUCAUUACCGGACUUCUUAUCAUACCCUUACCAAACUGUAUAACAAUGAAAUUGUUUACCUACCUUUUGCUGUUCGAUAUCAGCUCGAAGUGUGUAUCUCUCAUGGACUUUUCUCGGAAUUUGCAAUCACGAAGGGAUUUCUUUUGAAACUAAUGAACCUCGGGGAGCCCGAAGCUCAGCGACUACUGGAGCAUGUGGCGACCAAGAAGAAUUACUAUCCUAGCCCUAUGAAAGUGUUCGCCCUUGAGUGGUUCAAAGGGGUGAGGCAGUCGAGAAUCCCGAAAUAUUGCUGUUUCAUGCGCACGGCCCGAGUAACACCAACUACGAUCUACUACAAUACGCCUACAGUGGACACUUCCAAUCGUGUGACUCGUCGAUAUAUUGAGUUUGCUGAUCGAUUUCUCCGAGUUCGAUUCACGGAUGAAGUUACACACGGCCGAAUCAAUUCUUGUCCCAAUGACAGCAAUGAUGAGAUUUUCACCCGCAUCAAAAGAACCAUGGCCAAUGGAAUUACAAUUGGAGACCGCCAUUUUGAGUUCCUAGCUUUCGGGAAUUCUCAGUUUCGCGAGCAUGGGGCCUACUUCUUUGCACCCCUUGCUACUCUCACAGCUGCUCACAUGCGAGCAUGGAUGGGACAAUUCAAACAUAUCAGAAACGUUGCUAAACACUCAGCGCGACUAGGCCAGUGUUUCUCAACUACUCGCGCUAUUUUCGGCUCUCCAGUUGAGAUUCGUAGACAUGAUGAUAUCGUCCACGACGGUCACAAUUUCUCCGAUGGAGUCGGCAAAAUCUCCAAGUUCCUUGCCGAAAUGACUAUGAACGAAUUGAAAAUCAAAACUUCAACAGGUCGUUAUCCUUCGGCAUUUCAGUUUCGUCUUGGUGGCUGCAAAGGCCUGCUUGUGGUUUCUUCAGACCCUCGACCAAACGAGAUACAUAUCCGAAAUAGUCAGUUCAAAUUUGAAGCUGAAUCCAAUGGUUUGGAGAUAAUUCGCUGGUCGCAGUUUAACGCCGCAACCUUAAACCGUCAACUAAUCCUCGUUCUUUCAGCCUUGGGAAUCACCGACAAAACGAUCCAUAACAAGCUCGACGUCAUGUUGAAGGAUUUUAACAAAGCCAUGAAAGACGAUGUUCAGGCAAUUACAUUGCUGCGAAAAUUCGUUGGUCCCAAUGAAAUGACAUCUAAAUUUGCCAAGAUGGUAUCCAAUGGUUUUAGAAUAAACAAUGAGCCCUUUGUCAAUUCUAUGCUUCAGCUAUGGAAAGCAUGGCAUCUGAAAUAUCUUAAAGAGAAAGCCCGAAUCAUCAUCGAGGAGGGCGCAAGUUUGUUUGGCUGCGUCGAUGAGACGGGAAUACUGAAGGGUCAUUUCACUGACACGGUUGAAAAUAUCCACGAGAAUUCGACCUAUGAGCAGAAGCUUGAUACCCUUCCAGAGAUAUUCGUGCAGAUUUCCCGGCUAGGGAAAGACAGUGUGUCCGAGGUGAUCAAAGGAGUUUGUAUCUUGGCUCGAAAUCCAUCACUUCACGCAGGUGACGUUCGUGUUGUGCGUGCAGUUGACAAGCCAGAACUCAGGCAUCUGCACAAUGUUGUGGUAUUACCCCAGACUGGCGAUCACGACAUUGCUAGCAUGUGCUCUGGUGGUGAUCUCGAUGGUGACGAUUACCUCGUGUUAUGGGAUAAAGACUUAAUUCCACGCGAUUGGUUUACAAAGCCAAUGCAAUAUAGUGGAAAGAAGGCUCCGGAUCUAGAUCACGAUGUUACAGUUGACGAGAUUACCUCAUUCUUUGUGACAUACAUGAAGUGUGACUACCUGCCACGGAUUGCCCAUGCUCACAUGGCCCUUGCUGACUGGUUUGAGCUUGGAGUGCGCCAUGACAAAUGUAUUCGCCUGGCAAAACUACACUCAGACGCUGUCGACUACAAUAAGACAGGGGCUGUCGCCAAAAUGGGACGUGAUUUGGAGCCUCGCAAUUGGCCACACUUCAUGGAAAAGAGGAAUCAACCCAUGGGAAAGAUUUACCACUCAAGAAAGAUUCUCGGUCAGCUUUACGACUCGGUGAAACUUGGAGACUUCACACCAAAUAUCAACUUGCCAUUUGACUCACGCAUCCUCACUUGUGACCUGGUUCCUGCAAGCAAUGCUUAUCUUGUAUUUGCUAAAAAGCUCAAGGCUGAGUAUGAUGACGCUUUGCGCCGCAUUAUGUCGCAGUUCGAGAUUAAGACCGAGUUCGAAGUGUGGUCAACCUUCGUUCUUGAGCACAAUUCACUUUGCCACGACUUCAAGAUUCAUGAAGACUUAGGCCGCAUGUCCAGUCAGCUCCGCGAGGGGUUCCGGAAAUUAUGCUAUGAGGAAGUCGGUGGCCGUUCAUUUGACGAUAUUGCGCCUCUAGUCGUGGCUCUCUAUCGUGUCACACAGCAUGACACAUCUGAAGCUUUGAGAAAGAUUAGAGAGAAGGGCGCUGACGAUUAUGAUGACGAGGAGUCCACUCAUAGUUCUGAGGAUGAACAGGUUCGGACUCCGUUGAUCAGCUGUCCUUGGAUCUUCCACGAGUUCCUGGGGAAGAUUGCAACAGGCCAGUACGCCAAAUCAAUUCUCAAUACUGAGCAGGCCAUUGCCACUCAGCCUCGCCCAAAAACCAAAAUCUAUUCCCAAGAAGAAGUUCAGAAGCUUCUGGCAGAGUUCUACGACACUAUUCAGACUGAAUCUUUUUCUGAGACUAAAGCUAGCGAUUCUGUCGGCGGGAGCCCUGAGAUUUCGCCCCUGUUUUCCAAGACAGCUGCUGAAGACAGUGGUUCUGAAGUAGACGCGGGAGAAAUACAAGAGCCUGCUACUAGGGUCGGGCUUGGUGUUAGUCUUGGUGGGAACAAGCAGAAGAUCAAUAGCACCAACGAGAAGGACGAGAUCUGGGGUGAAAGCAACAAAGAGAAUCGGAAUGUCUACGAACAAAAUUCAAUUAUCAAUGUGACACCACGCAGAGGAGAUGAAGUUGAAGACGUUGAAAUGGGUGUAGAAAAUGCCAUCGAUAUCAUUGAGGAGGAGGGUGAUUUGCGGCCCAAUGCUGUUGACAAUUUGUUGCGCAUGCUCGGUGAGGAUUGA
Penicillium angulare is the source of this 4113-nucleotide messenger RNA. Its product is annotated as RNA dependent RNA polymerase. The transcript has 4 exons. Gene Ontology annotation, molecular function: RNA-directed RNA polymerase activity. Gene Ontology annotation, biological process: siRNA processing. Bases 1 to 4113 code for a protein of 1370 amino acids. The record is from RefSeq and is a predicted model, not a curated record. NCBI's taxonomy places the organism in Eukaryota, Fungi, Ascomycota, Eurotiomycetes, Eurotiales, Aspergillaceae. Gene Ontology annotation, cellular component: nuclear RNA-directed RNA polymerase complex.